AUGGCUCCGAAGAAAGUGGAACCAAAGAAGACAGAGGUGAAGAAGGUGGAGGCAAAGAAGGAGGAACCGGCUCCACCUCCCAAACCCGUGGAGCCAGAGCCCAAACUUCCCGAGGUGGACCUGAAGAGCAUCGUGGUGGAGUUCACCCCCGAUCAGAUCGAGGAGUUCAGAGACGCCUUCACACUGUUCGAUGAGACACCUGCAGGCGAGAUGAAGAUCACCUACGCUCAGUGUGGAGACGUGAUGAGAGCGUUGGGCCACAACCCCACCAACGAGGAGGUGCUGAAGCUCCUGGGGAGGCCGAAGGCGGAGGAGAUGCACGUCAACCUGCUGGACUUUGACACCUUCCUGCCGAUGCUGCAACACGUGGCCAAGUCCAAGGAGCAGGGCACCUUUGAGGACUUCGUGGAGGGUCUGAGGGUAUUCGACAAGGAAGGCAACGGCACGGUGAUGGGGGCAGAGCUCCGCCACGUCCUCUCCACACUGGGAGAGAAGAUGACAGAGAACGAGGUGGACCGGCUGAUGGUGGGACAGGAGGAUGCGAACGGACACAUCAACUACACCGAGUUUGUCAAACACAUCCUGGCCGGGUAG
This is a messenger RNA of Morone saxatilis (striped sea-bass), 594 nucleotides long. RefSeq names its product myosin light chain 1, cardiac muscle-like. Bases 1 to 594 code for a protein of 197 amino acids. Gene Ontology annotation, molecular function: calcium ion binding. Gene Ontology annotation, cellular component: myosin II complex. NCBI's taxonomy places the organism in Eukaryota, Metazoa, Chordata, Actinopteri, Moronidae. The transcript has a single exon. The record is from RefSeq and is a predicted model, not a curated record.